AUGGAAAUGGGGGAUGAAUCGGCUCCUUUACCUUCUAAUCCUAGUAGAAUUUCUGUUUUUGAGAGACUUUCUUCUCUCGAAAAUGCUUCAAGUGGCAAAGAUAAGUUAAAUUUUGCGAAAGCGGUGGGAAGUUCAAUUGCCACAGACCUCAACUUUUAUCCCUUGCCUGAUAAAAAGGACGUAAAUGUGAAGAUACCUAUUGAAAUGGCUAAGGAAGCUGCUAAAGCGUAUAAUUCGGUAUUGUAUGGUUAUUUUCGGGGCCCUCGUAUCCCUUUUCCCUUAGUGAAGAACUUUGUCAGAACGGCAUGGGGAAAGUAUGGUUUCAAUUAUGCAAUGUUAAAUGAGAAUGGGAUCUUCUUUUUCAAGUUUAAUGAUGUAGGAGGGUGUGAUCAGGCAAUUGAAGCUGGGCCAUUAAUGAUAAGGGGUAUCCCUCUUUUUGUCCAUCGUUGGGAUCCCUCUAAAGGAUUGAGGAAACCUGAACACUCCUCUUGUCCGUUGUGGGUGAAAUUGCACAACAUACCUCUAGUUGCUUUCAAUAGAGAGGGUGUUAGUCGUAUAGCGAGUGUAUUGGGAGUCCCCAAGCAGAUGGAUUCUUGCACUGCUGCCAUGUGUGAGAAGGCUUGGGGUCGGCCCGGGUUUGCCAAAGUGUUGGUUGAGGUCUGGGCUAUUGGGGAACCAAAAAGGAAAAUUGAGGUUGAAAUUCCAGACCUUAAUGGUGGGGAUACUGACAGUGUACAAAUACAGGUUGAAUACUUGUGGGAGCCGGUUCAAUGCUCACAUUGCCAAAUAUUUGGUCACAAAACCUCGUCCUGUGCAAAAGCCGCAAGUCUCAAUAAAGGGAAGCAUGUCGAUGUGAGAAAAGGUUCAGAAAGGUUUAUUAGAGUGGAGAAAAAACAAUGGUGUGCUAAAUCAGGAGGAAAGCCCAAUACAUCUGGUACCCGACAAGUAAAUGAGAAUGACAAGGUUGGCCCUCAUGCUUCGUCCUUGGUAGUGAAUACUUCACGACGUGAACAGGAAAAGGAAAGGAAUAUGAGUACCUCUGAUGUAGACCCGGUUGUUCACCAUAGAAAAAAUGAAAGGAAUGCUUCUUGUGAUUCAGGUAUGAAUGCAGGUGCUGGGGCCUCUUCUUCCCAGUCUUCCCAAUCUACUCAUUCUAUGACUACAUCUACUCCUCUUAUUUCUUCUGUGAUAAAAAACUUUCGUUUGCCUCGAAGGGGGGGUUAUGAACCUGUGGAAGCUUCUAACAGAUUUGGAGUUCUUAAAAUGUUAGGGGGAGAGGAUUCUCAAUUGGAUUCUCAUGAUGGUGUUGGAAAAAAUACUGUUGUGCAAAAUGUAGAUGAGGAUAAUCGAGAAUCGCAUGUGUUUAAAGAAUCCCUAGAUAGUGUUUGCCCUAAUUCUUUUGGUCGAUGGUAUUGGAUGUCUAAUCAAGCUAUGUGUGAGGCUGGAACUCGUAUUAUCUUAGCAUGGGAUUCAAGUGUUUUAGACAUUAUGGUCCUGGAGGCCCAUAGUCAAUUCCUAAAUUGUAAGGUAUUUUUUCGGGGUGCUCAAGAUUAUAUCUACCUCUCCCUGGUUUAUGGGGCUAAUGUUUAUGGGGCUAAUGUUUGUCCGUGGGUUGUAAUGGGGGACUUCAAUACUAUGUUAUUUCCACAUGAUGGGUUUGGUGGGUCUUCUCGCUGUAACACGGACAUGUCAGACUUUUUUAUGUGCGUUGAGGAUGCUGAAAUUUUUGAUCUACAAUACACUGGUGUCCAUUUUACCUGGAACCAAAAGCCAAACUCAAAAGGGGGUAUCAUGCGAAAACUCGAUAGGGCUAUGGCUAAUUCGGAGUUCACAUCUAAAUUCCAUGAUGCCAGUGUACAGGUUCAUCCUUCGGACCAUUCGCCGGUGGUCUUAUCUUUCAAAGGUGGUGCUCGGACAAGGAGGUAUGGUUUCAAAUUCGACAAUUUCUUGACAGACCACCCAGUUUUUUUACAAAUUGUUAAGAACGAAUGGGCUAAACAUAUUGAGGGCACUUUUAUGUUUCGCGUAACUUCCCACUUGAAGGCUCUCAAGACCCCGCUCUGCAAGCUUCGAAAUUCUUAUGGUAAUCUUGGUCAACGUAUCUCUUUUUUGAAGACUGAAUUAGAUCGCAUUCAAAUGGAUGUAGAUAAAGACCCUUCUAAUGACGAGUUAGGUCUUGAACUGGGUCAUAUUCGUAUAGCGUAUCAGAAUGCUUGUUGGGAUGAGGAAUAUGCUGCUAAGCAACGUGGCAAAAUUAAUUGGUUGAAUGAAGGUGAUAUGAAUACCAAAUUCUUCCAUAAGGUGAUCAAAGAAAGGAAUUACUCCAAUUCCAUUCAUUCGGUCUGUACUAGUGGUGGUGAUUACUUCUUCGGUGAAGAUGUCCCGAAAGUGUUCGUUGAUCAUUAUAAAGAUUUCUUGGGUACGACGUAUGUUUCCCCCGAUUCGUCCAUGCCUGAAGAUAUCUUCACGAGAAAGCUCUCUUUAUCGGAAGCUAACUACAUGAUCCGGCCGAUUCUAAAUAAUGAAAUUAAAAAUGCUAUGUUUAGCAUUGGUAAUUAUAAAGCUCCAGGAUCUGAUGGAUUUUCUUCAAAGUUUUUCAAGGCUAUGUGGGAUAUUGUUGGACGUGAUGUGCAGAUUGCUAUCCAUAAUUUCUUUUAUCGAGGGUUACGGAUUACCGGCCUAUUGCUUGCUAUACUUUACAAAUAUAUUAGUAAAGUCAUUGUAAACAGAAUGAAGGGAUCUUUGGAUUCCUUAAUUGAUAAAGCCCAAUCGGCUUUUAUUCCGGGUAGGAGGAUUACGGAUAAUAUUCUUAUGGCACAUGAGCUCGUUUCUGGGUAUCAGUCGUCAUCAGGGCCACCUAGACGUGCGUUCAAAAUUGAUAUCAAAAAGGCUUAUGAUACUGUGGACUGGCGCUUCCUUAUUGUUAUGCUUCAAGGUUUAGGUUUCCAUCCGGGCUUAGGGUUUCACCCGGUUCUGAUUAAGUGGAUUAGGGAAAUGGUGUCCACUACUUCCUACUCGCUUGCAAUUAAUGGUGAAUCUUAUGGGUUUUUUCAUGGUGGAAGGGGUCUUCGGCAAGGUGAUCCGUUAUCUCCAUAUUUAUUCACGAUUAUUAUGGAGGGUUUUUCUAUGCUCCUUAAGACUUGUAUCAGGGAGGCUUCUGAUUUUGAGUACCAUCGCGGUUGUGAGGAGUUGGGUAUCACUCAUCUAUGUUUUGCUGAUGAUUUAUUUGUAUUUACUAAAGGUGAUGUUCAUUCGGUGGAGGUUCUUAAAAAAGCUCUCUCUCUCUUUCAACAUCGUUCAGGUUUGGAGCCAAGUCUUGAAAAGAGCGAAAUUUAUUUUGGUAAUGUGCCCCAUUCUAUUAGAGAGGCCAUUCUGGUCUGCCUUCCAUUUAAGCUUGGCACUUUUCCUUCUAUGUUUCUCUCGUUCGGAGGACGUAGGCAACUUAUUAUAGCGGUCUUACAAUCGCUUCAAUUGCAUUGGCUGUAUGUUUUCCUUUUUCCGUCGGGUGUAAUUCAUGAUAUUGAAUCGAUCUUUCGUAAAUUUUUAUGGGCUCCAAGGGAUGAUCCUCUAGAAUCGGGGGGUCUUGGUAUUAAACGGUUGGUGACUUGGAACAGGGCUUUACUUGCUAAACAUGUGUGGGAUAUUGUUCGCCAUCAUAAUUCUUUGUGGGUUCGGUGGAUUUAUAGUCAUAAUCUUAGAACCAAUCACUUCUGGUUGGUACGGAAAAAUUCUACUUGGUCGUGGGUUUUCCGUAAACUAUUAGACAUAAGGCUUCAUGUGCGACAGUACUUUGUGUCUCAAAUUGGUGAUGGUACGGAUACUAAUGCUUGGGAGGAUUCUUGGCUUCCUUGUGGUCCUCUUUCGGCUUUUAUGACUUAUCGGUUUAUCUAUUCUUGUGGUUUUUCUCCUGCUACUACGGUUCGUGAGCUUGUCAUGAGAUUGAAUGGAGUUAGGCCUGAUGAUUGGUGUGCCAGGUUUGAUGUGCUUAAUUCUUCUCCAUUAAAUGAUUCGCUUCUGGAUCAUGUUCUUUGGGGGGAUGAUUUUACUUCUUGUUCGAGAUUUGAAGUUCGAAAUGCUUGGGCAUCGUUGGAUGGUUCUUAUCCGGUUGUACCUUGGUAUAAAUUGGUGUGGUUUUCUGGUCAUAUUCCUAAACAUGCUUUUUGUUUAUGGCUUGCUUGCCAGCAACGUCUUCCUACUCAAGACCAUUUACUUUGGAAGGAUGAACCUCCUGACCUAGAGUGUUCGUUUUGCGGUCAGAGUGUGGAUAUCCAUGCACAUUUAUUUUUCCAGUGUACUUUUGCUCGUGAAGUCUGGGGCAACGUCUUACGUAUUGUUGAUUUGACUACUAUGCCUUAUGUGUGGGAUCAAAUUUUGGAAGCUCUUUUGGAUUCUAAUCAUCGUCCAAAGCGAUUAAAUCAGAAACAUGCGGUAGCGGCUUCGGUUUAUUUCAUUUGGCAGGAACGGAAUAGAAGACUUUUUUCUGGGGAUCGUCGGAAUACUGAGCAGAUUAUUCAAGCCAUUGUUCAGACUCUUGAAAUUCGUGUGGCUUGGUUGGAGAAACGGUUGUUGGGCAAUACUGGUUGA
Molecule: messenger RNA, 4584 nt
Organism: Cynara cardunculus var. scolymus (artichoke)
Lineage: Eukaryota; Viridiplantae; Streptophyta; Magnoliopsida; Asterales; Asteraceae
Exons: 5
Coding region: 1-4584 (1527 amino acids)
Source: RefSeq, a predicted model, not a curated record